Molecule: messenger RNA, 3133 nt
Organism: Gigantopelta aegis
Lineage: Eukaryota; Metazoa; Mollusca; Gastropoda; Neomphalida; Peltospiridae
Product: bromodomain-containing protein 8-like
Exons: 19
Cellular component (GO): NuA4 histone acetyltransferase complex
Molecular function (GO): protein binding
Source: RefSeq, a predicted model, not a curated record
UUAAUUUAUUUAUUUUUGACAGAAGUAAAAUUGAAAACAGUACAUCUAGAUGCAUGGUCCAAUAAGGAAAAGCUGGCUUUGGCAUGCUCCGUUUUGAAAAGCGGAGAUCAGAACUGGGUGUCUGUGAGUCGAGCGAUCAGACCAUGUGGAGAGUUGGACCGACCAGCAGAAUGGUUUUCACAAAAGAACUGUGCUCUUCAAUACUCCGAUCUUCUUGAGAAAGUGGAAACACCAAAGCGAAAGCGAGGUGAUGAUGGGGUUGUGGAGACUCCCAGUAUUCAGAUAGUUAGAAAACUGACCAUUGAACGCAUUGAGGAACUCAAGAAACAAGUGGUUGAAGAGCAGCAGAAAUACAAAAAACUCAAGAAAGAUGUGGAGUACAUAAAGUCUGGUCAGUGGGAUGACAAACUGAUCGAGGUCUGGGAUAAAGUGCAAGCAGAGAAGCGUGCGAGUGAGGAUGCAGUCAAGGAACCGGAGAAAAAAGAACCAGAGGACACGACAGCAGCUGCUCGGGCCGAUCAGCUUGCAUCAAUCCGAGGGAGAAAACUGCAGAUUCCUUCAAACCCGCUCCUGGUGUCACAGACCUUUAAGACUGAGGUUGAGGAGAGUACACAAGAGACGACGAUAGGUUUAUCAAUUCAGGAUGUUAUUAAGGAGGAAGAAGUCAGCUCUAGUCCCAUGUUGACUGUCUCUUCAACUGCUACAACAGAGCAGAAACCCAAACAUCCCCCGACCUCGCCUCUUUUGUCCUCUCUGCUGCAGAGCAAGUUUAAAACAGCCGAUAGCUUACAACAGCUGAAAAAUGAGGCAGAACAAGCAGAGCAGGCACUUUCACAGCAGUUGUCCAAUCAACAGGCAGCUGCCCUGGAAGCUUUAGCCAAUCAGCAAAAAGAACAGUCGGUACCACCACAGGUGCAUGUAUCGGUUGCUCCACCUGUCACAUCACAGCCUGAGUUACUGCCGACGUCUCCGUCAUGUGCUGCGCCUACGUUAUCCAAGCUUCUCAAUAUCCAGGCAGCACAAAAGCCUCCUGUCACCCCCAUCACAUCACCUACUACAACUCCGGUCAUCUCACCAGCCAAAUUGCCUCUUUUAGUUACCGAUGACGCUGUUGGAAUGGACUUGGACGAGAAGCCGGUUAUUGAAGAUGUUCACGUGGAAGUGGUCUCCACUGAGGAACCGGAGGCUAUGAAGCAGCCUGAGCUCCACAUCAGUCCACACAAAGAAGCCGUGGAUGUGAGCUCCGUGAAGGAAGAAGUGAAAGUGGAAACCGAGGAGAAAACCCCCGAACUCACUCCACUAGAAGGUGAACAGAAGGAAGAGGCUGACAAAGAGUCUGGUGAUGAGGAAGUGGAGGGGCCGAGUUUCUACAGUGUUGAUGAAGAAGUGUCAAUCAAAGAGGAGCCACCAUCGCCUGCCAGCAGUGUGUCGUCCAAGGUCAGCGAGACGGGUGGCAAAUUACACAUACGACCACGCAAGAAAAAAGGUCGCUCAAGUCAUAGAAAAAUCAGUAGAGUGACUCGACGCAGUGUUGUUGAGGAUGACAGGAAAGAUGAUGCUAGUUCCAAACAUAGCGAGACGGACCUGACCGAUGAGGAAACCGUUGAGAGUGACGAUGCGCUGGGUAUCGGCACGCCCAUCCCGGCCAUGCAUUCCUUACCAUGCGAGUCUAUUCCAAACAGCCCAGCAUCGCUGUCAAUGUGCAGUGAUUCGGAAGAUGAAAAAGCAUUCAAGAUGUGGAAGAAAUCAAUCAUGCUAGUGUGGAGAUCAGCAGCCACUCAUAAAUAUGCUAGUGUGUUUCUUCACCCUGUUUCAAAUGACAUUGCUCCUGGAUACAAUACAGUGGUCCAUAGGUCGAUGGAUUUGGGUACGAUAAAAAAGAAUAUAGAGUCGGGCAUCAUCCGGACAACAUCCGAGUUUCAGCGUGACAUGAUGCUGAUGUUCACCAAUGCUAUCAUGUACAACAGCUCCAACCACAAUGUCUUUCGGCUUGCCAUGGAGAUGUACGACGAUGUCAUGGAGCACAUUAAGCAAUACGUUAGUACUCAACUGAUGGUACAGACGACAGACACUAAAAACCUGCGACAGUCGAGAAGAUCAGAGGCUCAGGAGGAUGAAGCUAAAAAGCGAAGACCAUCACAAGAUCCACCUCAAGAUGGCGGCAAAUCAAAGAAACGGAAGACGCGAGGAGAUGACACAUAAAGAUGGAUCUGUAUUUUUCACCAAGAGGAGAUAACACAUAAAGAUGGAUCUGUAUUUUUCACCAAGAGGACAUAACACAUAAAGAUGGAUCUGUAUUUUUCACCGAGAGGAGACAACACAUAAAGAUGGAUCUGUAUUUUUCACCGAGAGGAGACAACACAUAAAGAUGGAUCUGCAUUUUUCACCGAGAGGAGACAACACAUAAAGAUGGAUCUGUAUUUUUCACCAAGAGGAGAUAACACAUAAAGAUGGUGGAUCUAUAUUUUUCACCGAGAGACAUGGAAAAUUUGCCAACUGUACCAGACUAAAUUUGACAUAUUUAGCAGUAUUAUUACUCGAGAAAUGCAAGCCAAAACCGGUGCUCCUAAUAAGCAAAGAAUGCUUGGUGUAGUUACAAAUCAUAUGCAGAAGGGAGUGCUCUUUAUCCAUUCAAACUAGUCUAAAUUAUUGCUGGCCUUACAAAAAAAACCUAGUCUUCACUGUAUUUUUGAAUAUUUUGUUGAAAUGUGUAACAAUCAUCCACAAUGUGUUAGGAGUCCUGGCACAGGUAGAAUUUCAUUUGGCAACAAUAUUCUUGUACAGGUGAUAUUCUGUGUAUUGGCUACUAUGCUGAAUUACACACAAAAAUAUGGCACAUACUGAUGCUGUAAAAUAGAUGUUUACCAAACACAUCUGUAAAAUAUACAUGUUUACCAAACACACCUGUGAAAUAUACGUUUACCAAACACAUCUGUAAAAUAUACCAGACGUGUAAAAUAUAGAUGUUUACCAAACACAUCUGUAAAAUAUACCAGACGUGUAAAAUAUAGAUGUUCACUGAACAGCUGUAACAUAUGUAUGUUGUAGAGCAGUGUCUUGUAUUUUGGUGGUGAAAUGAAACCCAGUGUUAAAUGGGGAACUGUGCUAAAGACAAAUAAAACUAUAAAUUGAU